Lodderomyces margitis is the source of this 3987-nucleotide messenger RNA. RefSeq names its product putative helicase. The record is from RefSeq and is a predicted model, not a curated record. Gene Ontology annotation, cellular component: intracellular anatomical structure. Lineage: Eukaryota; Fungi; Ascomycota; Pichiomycetes; Serinales; Debaryomycetaceae. Bases 1 to 3987 code for a protein of 1328 amino acids. Gene Ontology annotation, molecular function: RNA binding; protein binding; ATP binding. The transcript has a single exon.
AUGGCCAAGAACAAGAACAAGGUAGUGUCGGAGCCUGCAACUAAGAAAGGAAAUAAAGAGCCCACACCAGAUGACAUUAAAAAGCCUUCGCGAGGAUUAGUCGUGGGAGACAAUUUCGGAUGGACAGGAAAGUUACCUGUCACAUUACUCAAUGAACACUGCCAGAAACAAAAGUGGAAUAAAUGCCAAUAUGAUAUGAUGAGGAGGCCCAAUGGCUACAUUGGCAUAGUGACGUUAUCAUGGGAAAACCCAAAGACAAAGGAGCUAUUGUCUGUGAAAUAUACCCCGACGUACUCUCCCAGGGGAACAAGCAACGAGGCCAGGCACAUGGUUGCAACUUUUGUUUUACACAGAAUAAAUUAUGUGAAAAACAUGAAGAUGUUACUCCCAGUUAUUUUUCGAGAUUACUGGUCUGAUUUAGAAAAGGAGAGGUUGCAAAUAUUAAAGGAGGAUAAGAAACUACAUGACAUAAGGUAUAAUGUCAAUCCCUUCGCCGUGGUUAUGGAGCAGCAAAAGAUCAAAGCUGAGAAGGAAAAGGACAGAGCAGCAAGAGAUAACCAGAAUUUAAAAAUGCAUAAGCCUGUUAUAAAUAUAGGACAGAAACCGGUCCCGUCAAUGGCACCUACCACGAAAAGCUCUAUCCCUAGAGGAGCAUGGGAACAUGCACCGUUGAUGGAUAUACCUUCAGAUAUGCGAGUUGAAAUAGAAAAGUCCGUGCAAAGACAUUUAGAAUGGGAUGGGUUAGAGAAAACUAGAAAAGUAGAUGAACUGAUUGCGAAGAAAUUAGCUGGGUUGGGGUUCCGAGAGAGCCACGUACGGGAGGCUCUUCAAUACACUCUGGAAUUUACCGAUGCGCUUGAAUGGUUGAUUUUCCAUAUACCUGAAGAUGACUUACCAGCGCUUUUUGCUAAAUCGCGCAAGGAUUCGGAAGUACAGCUUACAAUUUCACAAAAUUUGAAAACUGAGUUGGCUUUGAAAAGGCUUAAGAACUUGGGGUUUGAUGAAGAUGAAAUAUUACGGGUCUACCAAGCGACAGGCGAGGACGAGGUUGAAACUAGUGUUCAACUCACUAAACUUUUAGCGAAAGAGGAAAACGAGGUGGCAACGGAGGAACAGAGCCAGGAGAUAUGGGGCCAAGAAGUGGAAGCUAUAAACUCUACUAGAGAUGCUACAAAUUCCGAUGAAAAGAGUGUUACAAUUCCUUUAAAUCCUAUUGGAGUUGGUGAAGGUGCAAUUGAGUUGAAGCUCUUCAAAAGUACAAAUUACCCUAAUGAAAUACCCGGGAUACAAUUAUUAGUUGCCGAAAAGUAUAAUCUAGCAAACUAUGUCAAGUUGUCUAUUGUUAGAAAUCUUCUUCUGACUUUGCAUGUGGGAGAGUGUAUGAUUUUUUCGAUAAUUGAAUGGUUGGAGGAGAAUAUGAUAAACAUCAUCAACAACCCUGGCCCACUCGUAAUGUAUCAAAAAGAGUUGAAUACAGCAACACAACCUAGUGCAUCCAAUGGAGAUUCAAAAGGCAGGAAAAAAGUCAGGCAAAAUGAGAAUGACAUAAAGCUCUCCUACCAAAAUAGAGCAGCAGCAUUGCAGGACUCCAUACUGGAAAGGGCAAAACUUCCCGUUUGGAACAAAGCCCAGGAUUUGGUAAAAGUGAUAAACGACAAUGCAAUCACACUAAUAACAGGUGAGACAGGAUCGGGUAAAUCAACUCAGAUUGUACAGUACAUUCUUGAUGACCUAAACUCAAGGGGUGAUUUCUCUACAACCAUUUUCUGUACUCAGCCAAGACGUAUUUCUGCACUUGGCCUAGCUGCUCGUAUUACAGAAGAGAGAGGAGAUAUUGUAGGACAAGAAGUAGGCUAUAUGAUCAGGGGUGAGAACAAAAUUAGCCCUGCAACCAGAAUCACAUUCUUGACUACAGGUAUUCUUCUAAGAAUGCUUCAGAACAUCACCAAGGAGGAAGACCAUGCUUUAUUUGAUAAUCUCGGCUACAUCUUCAUUGACGAAGUUCAUGAAAGAUCCGUUGAUAGCGACUUCCUCCUCAUCAUUUUGAGGGACGUUCUAAAGAAGUUCAAGAAAUUGAGAGUGGUCCUCAUGUCAGCCACCAUAAAAAUAGAUAAGUUUAAUGAGUUUUUCAAGAAGCCUUUGGUUCAUGAACACGUUAAAGGAAGGACAUUCCCUAUCGAAGACUUUUAUUUGGAUGACAUUUUGAACGUCCUAGAUUAUUCAAUGGAAGUUGGCGGAGAGCUCAUAAAACCUCGCGCUGACUCUGCCUUUUUUAAAUGUGGAAACAUUAAUUAUGAAUUGAUCGCGCAACUCGUGGGAUAUAUAGACAAGAAGUUGGCACUGGAGGGUGAUUCUGGCUCGAUAUUGAUAUUUAUGCCUGGUGUUCCUGAAAUAAACCGCACAAUCAAGGCGAUUAGCAAUGUUUCCAACUUCUGGACUCUUCCGUUGCAUUCGCAGUUGUCAUCGCAAGAACAAAAGAAGGUUUUCCAAUCUUCUCGCGGGCAAAGAAAAGUUGUUGUUUCCACUAAUAUUGCCGAAACAUCAAUCACGAUCCCCGAUUGUGUGGCUGUAAUUGAUUCAGGGCGGUCAAAAUCAAUGUUUUAUGACACGUCUUUGAAUGCUACCAAGCUAGUAGAGGAGUGGUGUUCCCAAGCCGAGAUUAAGCAAAGAAGAGGAAGAUCAGGCCGUGUGGCUGCUGGCUGUUGUUAUCAUAUGUACACAAAGGAUACCGAAGAUUCGAUGCUUGCACAGCCAAUUCCUGAAAUCUUGCGAGUGCGCUUGGAGAAUUUGUACUUGAUUGUAAAGUCUAUGGGUGUGAAGAAUGUGGAAAAUUUUAUUGCAAGUGGGUUGGACGCCCCGGACCAAUCUGCAUUGCUAUCGGCAAAGAACUUCUUACAGGAUGUUGGUGCCCUUGAAGGUGACAAUCUAACCACAUUGGGACAAUACUUGUCGUACUUGCCCACCGAUGCCCAUACCGGAAAGCUUUUAUUAUUGGGCUGUAUAUUUGGAUGCCUUGAUUUUUGUUCAAUUUUGGCGGCGAUAAGCUCAGUUGGUAGUAUAUUUGCGCAUUCAAUGGAGAACAGAGACAAGAUUAAGAGUAUCACUGAAAAAUACAGCGACAAGCAGGGUGACUUCAUUGCUAUGGCAAACAUUUAUCGCGCUUAUUUGGAUUCCACAGGCAAAAAGUUUAUCACGGAGAACUGCUUAUCCUACACCGCUCUCAGGGAUAUUUCGUCAACAAGACAGCAAUAUUAUCAAUUGCUAUCCGAGAUCGGGUUCACCACACUGUCGAACGUACCAAAGACGGUGCUGAAACCAAAUUAUUACAUAAUCCGAGCCAUAAUCGUUGGUUCGUUCUAUCCAAAUGUGGCAAGGGUACAGUAUCCACCAAAAAAGUUUUUAAAGUCAUCACUGGGAGCUAUUGAAGCAGAUGCAGACGCCCGCUUGACCAAAUAUUGGGUCAAGAAAGAUAACCCUUCCAGUCAUGAUUCUCCUUUGGCUGCUACAAGAGUAUUUAUACAUCCAUCGUCCAUAUUGUUUGGCAAAAAUACAACUGGUUUUGAGAUUGAUGAAGAACUUGAAUCACAAAUCACUCGCGAAGAUGGUUCGGUAGACAUUGACAAAGCGAGACAGAUGGUUCCACUCAAUAAGCCAUUGCCAGCAUCGAAACACACAUUUAUAGCUUACAGAUCAUCACAUUUCUCUAGUAAGCUCUACGUGAAUGGAGUCACCCCAUCGAGCACAUUGGCAACUUUGCUUUUUGGUGGAAGCUAUGAAUACUAUUUACACCAGACGAGUGGCAAUCCUUCCAAUGGUAUCAUUUUAGACAAGUGGCUCCCUGUUAGAACUUGGUGUAAAAAUGGGGUCUUGAUUAAACAAGUUAGAAAGCUUUUGGAUAGGUACAUGGAUUCCCGCCUAUCAAAGACAGGUAAAUUUGAAAACAGUGAUGACAUAGUUGCAAUUAUCGAAAAGGUUGUCUCCUUAUGA